AUGGGGGAAUUGAAUUUUUUCUUGGGUUUACAAGGGAAGCAAUCUCAAAAGGGGACUUUGAUAAGUCAGCAGAAGUACGUCAAGGAGCUGCUGACGAGAUUUGACAUGGAAGCAUCAAAUAUCAUUGACACUCCCAUUGCCACAGCCACUCAUCUAGACAUGGAUGAACCUGGUUUCCCUGUGGAUCAGACCAUGUAUAGAGGUAUCAUAGUGUCACUCCUAUAUCUCACAUCAAGCAGACCAGAUAUUAUGUUCAACGUGGGUCUCUGUGCAAGGUUUCAAUAUAAUCCAAAGGAAUCUCAUCUGAAGGCUCCCAAAAAAAUAUUGAGAUAUCUCAAAGGAGCGCAGGACCUGGCUCUCUACUAUCCCUCAGGAGACAACUUUGAUCUUGUUGGGUAUGCUGAUGAUGAUUAUGCAAGGUAUCUGGGUACAAGAAAACAAAACUCAGUGGCAUUCUCCACUGCAGAAGCAAAAUAUGUGGCAGCUGCAUCUUGCUGUGCUCAACUACUAUGGAUUAAGCAGCAGCUGGAAGACUUUGGAGUGUUCUCUGAUUGUGUGCCCUUGCUCAUAAAAGAUCAAAUUGCAGACAUAUUCACCAAAGCACUAAACAGAGAGCACUUUGAAAGAAAUCUCUUGGCACUAGGGCUGAUAAAACCAAACUGA
Molecule: messenger RNA, 663 nt
Organism: Nicotiana tabacum (common tobacco)
Lineage: Eukaryota; Viridiplantae; Streptophyta; Magnoliopsida; Solanales; Solanaceae
Source: RefSeq, a predicted model, not a curated record